This is a messenger RNA of Uranotaenia lowii, 1178 nucleotides long. Its product is annotated as omega-amidase NIT2-like. The record is from RefSeq and is a predicted model, not a curated record. Gene Ontology annotation, molecular function: omega-amidase activity. Gene Ontology annotation, biological process: oxaloacetate metabolic process; L-glutamine metabolic process. Gene Ontology annotation, cellular component: mitochondrion. The coding region runs from base 197 to 1057 and encodes 286 amino acids. Lineage: Eukaryota; Metazoa; Arthropoda; Insecta; Diptera; Culicidae. The transcript has 2 exons.
UUGAACGGCUACGAAUACAGUGUGAAACGAAUGUACCCCAAAUUAAAAACAAGUCGCAAACUUGAACUGAUAACAGAUAAACCGCGAAGCUGCGAGAUAGAGCAAGAGUAUAUUGAUGGUUUAUAAACCACCAGUCUUGUAUUUAUUAAAAAAAACCUGAUAAGGACGUGACUUUCAGUUUGCAUUACGAAGGAGUAUGUUGGAAAUGGCUAGAGCCGGUUUCCGAAUCGCGUUGCUACAGCUCCGGGUUGGCCCGAGUAAGGAGGAAAACAUUUCCAAUGCCCUGACAAAGAUUCGGUCGGCGGCCAAGGAUAAUGGUGCCCGAGUUGUGGCACUUCCGGAAUGCUUCAACUGUCCAUAUGGCACCCAGUACUUUGCCAAGUACGCCGAAGAAGUGCCCACUGGAGAGACGUGCCGCAGUUUAUCCGAUGUGGCCAAAGAGUUAGGCAUCUACCUGAUCGGAGGGACGAUUCCGGAAAAGACGGCCGAUGGGAGUGGAAAAAUCUACAACACUUGCACGGUUUGGUCCCCGGAAGGUUCCCUGAUGGCAACCUAUAGGAAGAUCCACCUGUUCGAUAUAAAUAUUCCCGGGGCAAUCACUUUUCGUGAAUCUGACGUGCUGUCCGGUGGGGAAAAACUGGCCAUCAUCCCCGUUGAUGAUGCCAAAAUUGGCAUCGGAAUCUGCUACGACAUACGAUUCGACGAGCUGGCCAGACUGUACCGGAACAAGGGUUGCGACAUGUUGAUCUAUCCUGGGGCUUUCAACAUGAAAACUGGACCCCUGCACUGGGAGUUAUUGGCCAGAGGCCGGGCAAACGAUACCCAAUCGUACGUGGCCACGAUUUCGCCGGCCCGGGAUGCAUCGGCCGGGUACAUCGCCUGGGGCCACUCGAUGGUGGUCGAUCCGUGGGCCCAGGUCGUGGGCUCGGCCAAAGAGGGCGAAGAAAUGGUGCUGGCCGAUGUCGAGCUGCGAAAAGUGGACGAAGUGCGGGCACAGAUUCCGAUUUUCAGCCAACGUCGAACCGAUCUGUACGACACCAAGGACCUGAAAAGCUGAAAACGGUUUCAUUUGAUGGAAUUUUGGUUUUGAAAUUGUUAAACGAUGCUUUUAAAAGUUUUUGACACAUUUGUAGAAUGGAAGUCGAAGAGUUGAAUAAAUGUUUCAAUAUGUAAAACAA